Molecule: messenger RNA, 360 nt
Organism: Cucumis sativus (cucumber)
Lineage: Eukaryota; Viridiplantae; Streptophyta; Magnoliopsida; Cucurbitales; Cucurbitaceae
Product: putative lipid-binding protein AIR1B
Exons: 1
Coding region: 1-360 (119 amino acids)
Source: RefSeq, a predicted model, not a curated record
AUGUCUUCGUCCAACAAAUCCUUUUCACUUGCUCUCUUCUUCUGUCUCAACCUAAUUCUCUUCUCUUCUCUUGCUAUUGCUCAACCAAUUGUACCAGCAUCGAGCCCGACCCCCAAUUGCUCCCGCAAUGUACGUGUAUGUGCAAGUGUACUUAAUAUUGUUAAUCUAACCAUUGGCCAAAACCUAGGUCCAUGUUGUCAAUUGAUUCAAGGGCUAGCAGCUGCUGAGGUUGAUAUUUGUAUACAGACUGCCAUAAGUAAUGCACUUAGAGCAAGUCUUUCAGGCCUACCCCCUGUGAACCUAUCCGUUGAGUCGUUCGUGCUCCGUAUAUUGCUCAGCAGAUGCAACAGAGCUACCUGA